Molecule: messenger RNA, 2758 nt
Organism: Amaranthus tricolor (Joseph's coat)
Lineage: Eukaryota; Viridiplantae; Streptophyta; Magnoliopsida; Caryophyllales; Amaranthaceae
Exons: 7
Coding region: 116-1534 (472 amino acids)
Biological process (GO): positive regulation of ubiquitin-dependent protein catabolic process
Molecular function (GO): cullin family protein binding
Source: RefSeq, a predicted model, not a curated record
UGAAAACUGGUAAGUAGUCCUUCGAUAUGACUAUCUCUUCUCUUGAUACUGUAAACACUGCCCCGCGCCAUUGUAGAGAAACAGACUGAAAACUGAAAACUGAAAACUGAAAAGAAUGGAAGAAUCAGAAGAGAUAUUAAUCUGUUCUUUGAAAAGUUUAGGACUUCUAAUUCAACCUCACAUUACUUCAAUCAAACAUCUUGAUUCUUCUUCUUUCUUCUCUAUCUCUUCACAAUCCAUCCACCUUCUCCUUCCCAACGUUGAUACGUCGUCGUUGCCAACCUCACUGCCUGAUUCCAUGCCAGAAAAGGUCAAAUCUUGUACUGAUUUAGCCACUUUUCUUCAACAAUUAGGAUACCCUUUUCAGAUCAGUUUCCACCAGUUCUUAUACCCAUCUGAAGAGGACUUGUAUAAAUUGGUCAGAUUUUUGGUAGAAAGGCUUUCUGAAUUUUCGGAAGCCAAAAAAGCUGUAAAUUUUUGGGGUAAAGGAUUAGAGAGCAACACUAAACUUGUUUCACCAAUCUUGUCUGAGAAGACUGCCGAAUCUUUGGUCUAUCUGAACGAUCAGAAAGUUAAAGCUAGAUCAGAAGGUGAUUCACCAGUAUCGUUAAGUAGCAAUGCCAAUGUUCCAUCGCAAGAAGAUUAUGUAGGAGAUUUGAAGACGGCUGAUCAGGUUGAGGAAACUGCUGAUGUUUCUGAAAAUUGCAAGUGCGUACAGGAAUCAAUUUCUCGUGAUGAUUUGUCAUCCCAGCUGAUAUGCGAGGAAGAAAGCAUAGGUGGUCAAGAAAUAGUCCUUCCCGAGAAAGAAUCAGCGACAGUGAUACUUGAUAACGAGCAUCCCUGUAGUUCCCAUAUUGAUCAGCUCAAUGAACAAAUAGUCACCAGAAAGGAUAAGCUUGAGGAAGCGGAGAAUCAAUGGGACAUGGAUAAGAAGUCUCUGGAAGAGAAAAAGUGGGAUAUUUUGGAGUCCCAUUGUGUUGGCUCACUUGAAUGUCAGCUUAAACUGGAGAAGCUCAAAGAAAUUGACCGAGAGAUGCACUCUGUUAAUUUGGAAAUCAGGAAGAGAGAGAAGGAAUGUGCUAAACUUGAAGGUGAUCUCGAGAGGCAGCCAAAAACUGCUUCUAGAAGGUCAUACAUCCAAAGGAUCACUGAGAUUACAAAGAACAGUCGGAAGUUGGACACGGAUAUUGAACGCAUCUUGAAGGAUACAAGGGAGCUUAAUUUAGAGAGUAACUCAAUCGAGGAACGCCUUCAUCGUACAUAUGCAGUGGUUGAUGAAAAAAUUUUGAGGGAAGCGAAGAAAGACCCUGUUGGCCGUCAAGCUUAUAGACAUUUAACAAAUAUCCAUGAAAGCUUUGAAAAGAUUCGAGAGCAGAUUUUUGCGGCUGAUAAAGUUCAAAGAGAAAUUGCAGAACUCGAAGGAAAGCUUUCAGCAAUGGCCUCCCGGAGUCUAGAUAAGGAUAAAUUGCAAGCUGAUCUUGAUGCCAUGAGGCUAGAGAACGAACAUUUGGAGAAAAUGCUCCUAAAUCGUUGAUAUAGACACGGGGAUGAGGAGGGCUUGUGCUGCAUCCACACUUCUAGUCAAAAUGACAAUCGUGUGAGGGGGCAUGUUAGAGUAUAUAAUAUAUUUUGGGGGCUCAAUAAUCCGCUUAAGAUUUUGGUUGAGUUGGUUCUUUAACACAUCGUUGCAUCAGUACUUGGUACUUGAGAGUUGAGACGCUCGUUGGUUGACGUGAAGGGAAGGUUGAAGUUAAUAGCUAGAAGAAAGUGAAGCAUGUGUGUUAUAAUGAAAAGUGUCAAAUUUACAAUUACUUGUAUGAAUAUCCUACAUGUACAAUGAAUUAGCAAGAAACAACGAAUUUCUUUUUUCUUUCUACAUUCUUCUUUUGUAGACUUCUAUUCUUCGAUGUUCCUUCUCUUCUUGAUCUUUCACGUCUAAAAUCAAUCUUUUCAAAGUGGUAUACUAUAUUCUCUUUCUUCAAUACAGACAUUUCAACAGCUUGUAGUGAAGAUGAUCAAGUAGAUGAAGAAAUGAAGAUGGUAGUUCGGAGAAACCGAGCAUAUCUAAUAGUCUAAGACUUUCAAUUUUGUUAUUGCUUGGAUUGUCUUGAUUUGGGUAGAUUAAAGAAUUCCUACAAGCAAAAAAGAGAGGAAAUUUAUCCUUUUAUUCUCCUUUAGGAAGUGAAAAUUAAACUCCUUAUGCGAAAGAUAUUAACUUAUCUUAGUAAUUAUUGCCAUGUACAAUACUCAGACAUGGCAAUGCAUCUUUACUUUUUGAGAAGUUCAAAUUCUUUAUGCAUUGUAGUGUAAGCUGGCUCAAAUACUCGGGUUAUAAAAAAAUCGAAUAUGCUGUUGUCAUUUAGAGUGUAUAAUGAUCAUCGAAAAUUAUAAUUAAUUAAAUUUAAUUUAAAUAAAUUAAUUUGAAUAUAUCCCAAGGUUGCAAAGUUUCUGUUUUGAGCAAAAAGUAGUUUUCACGGAUCGCGAGAAAGGAAGGAAAAGCUACUGUUUUGUGAGAGCAAUAGGUUGCGGCCCGCGAGUUUCGCUCUGUUUUGCGGGUUUUUCUUUGCAAAAUCAUUUUAUCUGUUUUGUUAGUUUUAAUGUAACUACCAACGGUUAAAUAUGGUUAUAUUAACCAGAUAUAUUGGGAUGAAUUGAUUGAAAGACGACAUUAGUUCGUGAAUCGAUCUUGUGUUUCAUGGAGUAAUAUUUUGCUUCAUGAAAUGAUGUAAGCUAUUCUAUAAAGAUAGAAGGCUUGUGU